This is a messenger RNA of Saccharomyces paradoxus, 846 nucleotides long. RefSeq names its product putative porin POR2 (gene POR2). Gene Ontology annotation, biological process: monoatomic anion transmembrane transport. Gene Ontology annotation, molecular function: voltage-gated monoatomic anion channel activity. Gene Ontology annotation, cellular component: mitochondrial outer membrane. Bases 1 to 846 code for a protein of 281 amino acids. The record is from RefSeq and is a predicted model, not a curated record. The transcript has a single exon. NCBI's taxonomy places the organism in Eukaryota, Fungi, Ascomycota, Saccharomycetes, Saccharomycetales, Saccharomycetaceae.
AUGGUGCUACCUUUUUUCAACGAUAUAUCUAGGGAUAUCAAUGGCCUAUUAAACAGGGACUUCUUCCACACCAACCCGCUUUCUUUAAAUAUUUCGACAACCACAGAAAAUGGUGUGAAUUUUACCUUGAGGGCGAAGCAGGGCGUGACAGAAGGCCCUAUCCAAACGAGCGUUGAGGGUCGGUUUAAUGACAGGAAAGAAGGGGUCUCGCUGUCUCAGGGUUGGUCGAACCAGAAUAGGCUAAACACGAGAAUUGAAUUUUCCAAGAUUGCACCUGGUUGGAAAGGUGAUGUGAACGCAUCUUUGACUCCCCAGUCCAUCAAAAAUGCCAAAUUCAAUCUGAGCUACGCGCAAAAAUCGUUGACAGCGAGGAGCUCUAUAGAUGUCUUGCAACCUAAGGACUUCGUUGGAAGUGUGACUCUGGGCCACCGCGGCUUCGUUAGUGGCACUGAGAUCGCUUAUGACAUAGCUGGCGGUUUAUUGGCACGCUAUGCCAUGUCACUGGGGUACCUUUCCCGGGACUACUCGUUUAUUUUGUCUACAAACAACAGGCAAUGCGCGACAGCUACGUUUUUUCAAAACGUUAAUCGUUUUUUGCAAGUGGGAACCAAGGCCACUUUGCAAUCGAAGGAAAAUCCUAAUAUGAACGUUGAGUUCGUCACUAGAUAUGUACCAGAUCCCAUCUCGCAAGUUAAGGCAAAGAUUGCGGACUCAGGCUUGGCUACAUUGUCGUAUAAGCGAGAUCUGAAUAAAGACACUUCGUUAGGAGUGGGUAUGUCUUUCAAUGCGCUACAGCUGACCGAUCCAGUUCACAAGUUUGGCUGGUCUUUAUCUUUUUCAGUCUAA